GGGAGGGAGGGACUUUGGGUUGAUGGGGGGGGUGAUACAGGGAGGCAGAAGUUUAACCACUGAACCGAUCACACUGGAUGGAUUUAUUUCUGGACUCAGUUUCCCAGGAACUCCACUGUUCCACCCUGGGGGAAAUGGCUCAGCUGAAGUCCCUCUAGCUCCAGCUUCGUGAAUAAAGACCUGUGGCAUUGGAGUUAAUCACAGCAGCUCUGUCACUACUGACUCAUCCAUCUGCUCCAAGACAAUGUUUGCCGUCCACUUGCUGGCUUUCCAUUUCACAAAGCUAAAAGAGGAUCAAAUAAAAAAGGUUGACAGGUACCUGUAUCCCCUGCGGCUCUCCGACGAUGUCCUGCUGGAUGUGAUGGCUCGUUUCCAGGCUGAGAUGGUGAAGGGGCUGGGCCGGGACACGAACUCCACGGCGACAGUGAAAAUGCUGCCGUCGUUCGUGCGCUCGCUCCCCGACGGCUCCGAGAAGGGGGACUUCCUUGCCGUCGACCUGGGUGGCUCCCAGUUCCGUGCCCACCAGGUGAAGGUGUUUGAUGAUGGGAGGCAGAGCAGCCAGCUGGAGAGCAAGUUCUACCCCACACCCAAGGAGGUCACCCAGGGGAACGGCGCCGAGCUCUUUGAUUACGUUGCUGACUGUCUGUUAGACUUUAUGGAGACCAAAAACCUGAAGCAUAAGAAGCUACCUCUUGGCUUUACGUUUUCUUUUCCAUGCAAACAGACCAAAUUGGAAGAGGGGGUUCUUCUUGCCUGGACGAAGCACUUCAAGGUCCGAGGGGUUCAGGACACAGACGUUGUCACCUCCCUGCGCAGGGCCCUGCAGAAGCAUAAGGACAUAGAUGUUGAUGUUUUGGCACUGGUCAAUGACACUGUGGGAACCAUGAUGACCUGUGGAUAUGAUGACCAGCACUGUGAAGUUGGAGUCAUAAUUGGCACCGGCACCAACGCCUGUUACAUGGAGGAGAUGCGGCACAUCGACCUGGUGGAAGGGGACGAGGGCAGGAUGUGCAUUAACACGGAGUGGGGGGCCUUUGGAGAUGACGGUGCUCUGGACGAUCUCCGCACGGAGUUCGAUCGGGAGCUCGAUCUGGGAUCUCUCAAUCCUGGGAAACAACUGUUUGAGAAGAUGAUCAGCAGCCUGUAUUUGGGAGAACUUGUAAGACUCAUUCUCCUAAAAAUGACAAAGGAAGGUCUACUCUUCAAUGGGAAAGUAUCAACAGCUCUGCUUACCAAGGGCAAGAUUGAAAUGAAACAUGUGUCUGCAAUGGAAAAGUACAAGGAAGGUCUGAGCAACACAAAGGAGAUCCUGACGGAGCUGAGCCUGUUUCCCUCUGAGGAGGACUGUAUUGCUGUUCAGCACGUGUGCACCAUCGUGUCCUUCCGCUCGGCCAACCUGUGUGCUGCUGCCCUGGCCGCCAUCCUGAGCCGCAUGAGGGAGAACAAAAAGCUGCUACGGAUGCGAACCACGGUCGGGAUUGAUGGGGGACUCUACAAAACCCACCCCCAAUACGCCAAGCGCCUGCACAAGGUGGUGAGGAGGCUGGUCCCGACCUGUGACGUGCGGUUCCUGCUGUCCACGAGCGGCAGCGGGAAGGGGGCUGCCAUGGUCACGGCCGUGGCACGCAGACUGGCUGCCCAGCGCAGCCACAUCGAUGCCACCCUUGCCCCCUUCCUGCUGUCCCUGGGGACCCUCAGAGAAGUCAGGAACAAAAUGAGGACUGAGCUGGAAUACGGGCUGAAGCGAGAGACACAAGCCAAUGCCACCGUGAAGAUGCUGCCCACAUACGUCUGUGGGACACCGGAUGGGACAGAGAAAGGAAAGUUCCUUGCCCUUGAUCUUGGUGGCACAAAUUUCAGGGUUCUGCUGGUCAAAAUCAAAAGCGGGAGAAGAAGAUCAGUGCAAAUGUACAACAAAAUCUUUGCCAUUCCUUUGGAGAUCAUGCAAGGGACAGGGGAAGAGCUCUUUGACCAUAUUGUCCAGUGCAUAGCAGACUUUCUGGAGUACAUGGGGAUUAAAGGUGCUCGGCUGCCCCUGGGCUUCACCUUCUCCUUCCCGUGCAGGCAAGCCAGCAUUGACAAGGGAACACUUGUGGGAUGGACAAAGGGAUUCAAGGCAACAGACUGUGAGGGGGAAGAUGUUGUUGAUAUGCUGAGAGAGGCCAUCAGGAGAAGAAAUGAGUUUGACUUGGACAUUGUAGCAGUGGUGAAUGACACCGUUGGGACCAUGAUGACGUGUGGAUAUGAGGAUCCAAACUGUGAGAUUGGCCUUAUUGCAGGAACGGGCAGCAAUGUGUGCUACAUGGAGGACAUGAAAAACAUAGAAAUAGUGGAAGGGAACGAAGGAAAAAUGUGCAUUAAUACAGAAUGGGGAGCGUUUGGUGACAACGGCUGCAUUGACAACAUCAGGACAAAAUAUGAUAAAGAAGUAGAUGAAGGCUCACUAAACCCAGGGAAACAGAGGUAUGAAAAAAUGACCAGUGGAAUGUACCUAGGUGAAAUAGUAAGGCAAAUUUUGAUUGACUUAACCAAACAAGGGCUGCUGUUCAGAGGACACAUUUCGGAGUCGCUCAUGAAAAGAGGCAUAUUUGAAACAAAGUUCCUGUCUCAGAUCGAGAGUGACCGGCUCGCCCUCCUCCAGGUGCGGCGAAUCCUGCAGCAGCUGGGCCUGGACAGCACGUGUGAGGACAGCAUCAUCGUGAAGGAGGUGUGUGGAGUUGUGUCACAAAGAGCUGCCCGGCUCUGUGGGGCAGGGCUGGCUGCCAUUGUGGAGAAGAAGAGGGAGAACCGAGGUGUGGAGCGCUUGCAAAUCACCGUUGGAGUAGACGGGACUUUGUACAAGCUCCAUCCACAUUUUUCCAGGGUCCUGCAGGAAACAGUGAAGGAACUGGCACCUCAGUGUGAUGUGACCUUCAUGCUCUCUGAAGAUGGCAGUGGGAAGGGAGCUGCCCUCAUCACUGCAGUGGCAAAACGGUUGCAUAAUGUUGGGCAGAAGUAGAAAUGAGGGGCCGAGUCAUUCCAGGGCUGUCAGGCGUGUGCAUAGGGAUCUGCUGAGUGGUGAUUCCAGAUAGCUGUGCCAGGCACCAGCACACAGGUACCCGUUUUCAGGGAGCAGCUGCUUUUGACCGACCAGGACUGUGGAUUUUUGUCCUUUGCUAGCUUGGAUCAGGUGUUUCUGCUCCCCACUGGCAUUAUUCUUGGCACACCACAGUCUCCUGGGUUCUGUGCUUCCUGCAGUGCAUCUGUAAUGCACAUGGGAGAAAACAAACAAACGCAAUCCACCCCAAAUGUGUCUUUUUACAAUGUCUUAGUUAAGCUACUGCACCACAACCGGGUUUAUCACCAAUUUCUUAGGAUUUGUGUGCUUUAGUUUUGGCUUGGCCUGGCUCAAGGAAUGUUGAGAUCCUGAUGUUGCAUCUAUCUAGUGGACAUAUUUGUUCAACGCUUCACAGGUUUUUACAAUAAAAUUGAAGGUAAAAUAAAUCAAUGGACUUUGGUCAGUGAUGCUCCCCCUGCCACUACUCUGGUUGCAAGUGUGUUGGAAUGUAAUACUUCCUGAGUACAGAGGCAUGUUUAAUAGAUGAAUGUAAAGAUAAAAAUAUGAUUCCACAGAAUAUCAGUUUGUGUCAAAAUAUGUUAGUGCAUUUGAGUGCACAUAAAGCUAAACCAGCGCUGGGUGGAUUCUGACUGUGACUGACUCCUUUGAUACCGGAGGAAAGAGAGAAUGUAGAAACAAGCAGCUACAGAGUCUGCUAUGUCUAUGUCAGGGUACAUAGAGAGUAUCAAACAGGCCACCAAAAUAGCUGUGUAGAGAGAAA
Neopelma chrysocephalum (saffron-crested tyrant-manakin) is the source of this 3818-nucleotide messenger RNA. RefSeq names its product hexokinase domain containing 1 (gene HKDC1). Gene Ontology annotation, biological process: intracellular glucose homeostasis; glucose 6-phosphate metabolic process; glycolytic process. NCBI's taxonomy places the organism in Eukaryota, Metazoa, Chordata, Aves, Passeriformes, Pipridae. The record is from RefSeq and is a predicted model, not a curated record. The transcript has 18 exons. Bases 245 to 2998 code for a protein of 917 amino acids. Gene Ontology annotation, cellular component: cytosol; mitochondrion. Gene Ontology annotation, molecular function: ATP binding; mannokinase activity; fructokinase activity.